Molecule: messenger RNA, 2523 nt
Organism: Clarias gariepinus (North African catfish)
Lineage: Eukaryota; Metazoa; Chordata; Actinopteri; Siluriformes; Clariidae
Product: BTB/POZ domain-containing protein KCTD19-like
Exons: 17
Coding region: 69-2450 (793 amino acids)
Source: RefSeq, a predicted model, not a curated record
UACAGUUAAAAAAAUAUUGUUAAUAAUAUCAUUUGUCAUAUUCUUCUGAAUAAUAAUCUGGGUUCAUAAUGGAAGAAAGAGAAAAGAGUUUCAGCUUCAAUGCUUUAAAUCUCCAGCACUUCUGGAAACCAGACCCUUUGUGCUCCAUUCAAAAGGUCAUGCCAAAGGGCUUGGUGUCUACACCUCUUGUGGCCAGUAAGGAAGACGUGCUGUACUGCUUUGUUCUUUUGGAGCAUGUGCACCAGCAUCCAGGCCUAAUCAACCAUGACAAUCUGCUGUGGCUUUGUGAGGAUGUGGCUGUUAUACAGUGUAGUAGACAGCUCUUCAGGUUCAUAGCCAAUUUCCUGCAGUCUGGGACUAUACUACUGCCAGAGCUGUUCAACGAAUAUGAAGAAUUGGUUGAUGAAGCCAGAAUGGUGGGCAUGACUGAAUUUGUAGAUGCACUGCAGGAACUGAGUGAUUGGAAAGACAGGAGCAGCUCGAGCGACUCUAGUUCAGAAAGUACAAUGUGCUGUGCAGUGGAGCCACUAUAUGUUUUGAGUUUGGGUCUGUUGGUGCAGUAUCCAGACUCCUCACUGGGUCAGUUGUGUGUGGAGAGCAAUCUGGAGGGCAGCAGACUCUACAUUACAGGCAAUGGAGUGCUCUUCCAACAUGUGGAGAACUGGUUGGGAACAUCACGUCUACCUCUGACAAUGGUUGCAGAAGAACUGCCUUGCCUAUGUAUUUACCUCGACAAUCAGGACGAAGUGUACCUGGCUAUCAGAGAGGCUAUGAAAGAUCUCUUCCACAGGAGGGAAACCAGUUAUAUGAGUGCUAUGUCUUGCUCUGCCUCAGUGUUAACAUUCACCCUUUAUAAAGUGGUGAAGGUUUAUGUUGGAACUCACUGGUAUGCUACAUACUUCAAAACUCUUAUAAAGCAUCCAGAACUCCUCUCCAAUUUCACCAAGAGUAAAUGGAUUGUGUUUGGGGAGAGCCUACUGGUUAAGGGUGACGGCCAAAUGUUCCGGCACAUUCUUGACUUCCUGAGAUGCGGACGCCUGCUGCUGCCUGCGGACUUCAGGGAAUGGCCUUUACUGUGUCAGGAGAUUGAGGCGUUCCAGAUUCCCGCUCUGACCAGCGCAUUGCAGAACUCCUCAGAAUACAGGGCCUGGUGUAAAGAUUGGCCGCAACCCAGGAGUCUCUGCACAUCAUGGAAACAUGAAGACAUCUCGGAUUCUAGUCUCCACAUUGAGGAGUCUGUGGACGAAUAUGAGUCUCUAUCAUUUCAAAGGGAAAGCCCAGACAACACUCUGCUUUCCAGUGAAACGUCCAGUACACGCUCCGAGAAUGAGGCUCUGUGUGUUUCUGCUGGUGUAUCAGGAAUAACAGAAGUGAGACCUCCUCGAACAGAAAAGGCGGAGAGAACAGAGGAAAUCUCGCUGACACCACUCGUGAGUCACUCACCUCAAGUGGCCGAAGUUAGCAGCAGCUCACAUGCUCGUGAAGAACUGCUGAUUAAGAACGGCAGCAAGUGUCCCCCUGAGAGCACAGCAUGCAGUGGCAGCAAGGACAUCUCUGAGUAUAACUGGUACAGUGAUAAAAUAGCGUUCAUAUCGCCUAUAAUGUGGAAAACAAAGCAGGAGAAGGACAGUCCUUUGCUGGAGCGUAUGACUUUGUUAAUGGAGACCUCAAUACUUUCAAGAUAUGAGCUCAUGCAGAUGUUGAGUCCAGAAAUGUCUGGCCACACAGCCGCUCUGAUCACAUCGUUCUGUAACAACUGGCAGAGCUGCAAGGAACAACAACAAAGCAGUAACACAGGCAGUGCAGAGAUGACACACAACACACAUAUAAACAGAGAACUCAGUCAGAAUCCCAACACAGAUCAGAUGGCUAUUCAGGGGGCAUCUGUAAGUGGGAGUGUGCUUCCCCUCUCCAGCUGCACAUCGUCUGUGAGUGGGUGCGUGUUAACUGUGGAUCAUCCUGCAGUGCUCGGGAGAGGAGAGGCAGGGGGAUACUUUACCCAGAGUGUCAUCUACACAGAUGAACACCCUCAGAAGAUACAGGAUGCCAGGGAAGAUGGCCAUGAUGUUGCAUUUGCUCACUUCAGUAUGACUUAUGAAGAAAUGGUAUACGCUCGGCAGUGUCAUGCCUUUCUUACUAACACCAUCUUAGACUCCGGCAGAUCCCACCCGAACGACAGAAUAGUCCAGCUUGUCAUUCACCUUUGGACAGGUCAGAUGGAAGUGGACAACUUUGUGCAGGAGCUUUUGACCAUGAUUAGAGUCAGCCCCAAUAAACAGCUGGAAAAGCAAGAGAGGCUGGUGCAGUGGGUAAAGUUUACUCUACCACUGGCAAAGAGAUACACAGAGUGUGUAAGAGAGUUAAUGAGGAAGACCUCCCUCCAUGCAGUCAGCCUGUUUCCUCCAGACCUGCUGGAAGGCACCAACAUGCAAGAGGAUGUAAAGCAGUGACCAGCGCCCACUGGGUAGCACAACCGGCUUUGACUGACCAAGGGUGAGAGGAAAAUCUCUUCAGAAUUCCUUG